AUUCGCUAUUGUAUUGGUUAACGGAGAAGGAUGUCGUCUGAAUUUAACGGGGAAGACAAACCUCCUGCACCACCAUUACGUUUAACAAGUAAUAAGAAUGCAGUGGAUUUGAAGCCUUUACCAAAAGAACCUGAUGAAAGGAAAAAGAGUAAAAGUAGUAAAAACUCAGCUAAAAUAAAAGUUAACGACAGAACUAUAAUAUCUUCACCGCAAGACUUUCAUCAUGUUAUACAUGUUGGCUUUAAUGCUGAAACUGGAGAGUUUACGGGUAUGCCGAACGAAUGGGCCAGAUUGUUGAAACAUUCAGAAAUUUCGAAAGAACAACAAUUAAAAAAUCCUCAGGCCGUUCUAGACAUUCUUGGAUUCUAUACAGCAUCAAACAAGGAAGGAAACAAGUAUAUGUAUUCAACUGGCAAGGAGUCUGUCAGUAAUUCUAGCAGCAAUAGUAGUAUGGUGACUGAAAAGAGUACAAAUCAUAUAGAAGUAGACAUUGAGCCCAUCAAGCCAGAGCCUCCUAAUCCACCAUGCACUCCAGAAGAAGUAGAACUUCCUCCACCACCCGUAAUAUCUAGGCCAGAGAAAACUAAAUCAAUUUAUACAAAACCACUUGAAGAAGAGAAAAAACCCGCACCAAAGGCAAACGGCUCCGAAUCCGUUAAAAAACAAACAAAUAAGAAGAAAAAGAUGUCCGAUGAGGAAAUUUUACAAAAACUUAGAGGAAUUGUCACAAUUGGGGAUCCCAAUAGAAAAUACAAUAAAUUAGAAAAAAUAGGUCAAGGGGCUUCCGGAACUGUACACAUCGCUAUCGACACAACAACAAAUCGGGAAGUAGCUAUUAAACAAAUGCCUUUACAACAACAACCAAAGAAAGAAUUAAUCAUUAAUGAAAUUGUUGUUAUGAAAGAAAAUAAGAAUGCGAAUAUUGUCAAUUUUGUUGAUAGUUAUUUGGUGACUGACGAAACGUCAAAUUACGAGUUAUGGGUAAUAAUGGAAUACUUGAAUGGAGGUUCUUUAACGGACGUUGUCACUGAAACUUGUAUGGAUGAAGGCCAAAUAGCAGCAGUAUCAAGAGAAGUUUUGCAAGCUUUAGAGUUUUUGCACGAAAAUAAAGUUAUUCACAGAGAUAUCAAAUCAGAUAAUAUUCUACUAGGAAUGGAUGGUUCGGUUAAAUUGACUGAUUUUGGAUUUUGCGCUCAAUUGUCACCGGAACAGAAUAAGCGAUGUACAAUGGUCGGUACCCCAUAUUGGAUGGCUCCUGAGGUGGUUACAAGAAAACAAUACGACACAAAGGUAGACAUUUGGUCACUUGGAAUAAUGGCAAUUGAAAUGAUUGACGGGGAACCGCCUUACUUGAAUGAAAAUCCAUUACGGGCUCUCUAUCUUAUUGCUACCAAUGGUAAGCCCGAAAUAAAAGAACGAAGCAAGCUAUCUCCAGUAUUUCAGGAUUUCCUAGACAAAUGCCUUGCUGUAAAUGUCUCUGAAAGGUGGAACGCGAGUCGAUUACUAAGUCAUCCCUUUCUCCGAUUAGCAAAGCCUCUUUCAUCAUUAAUCCCCCUUAUUCACGCUGCCAGAGAAGCUUCUAGAAAGCCUUAA
Dimorphilus gyrociliatus is the source of this 1593-nucleotide messenger RNA. The record is from the annotation of a GenBank genome assembly. NCBI's taxonomy places the organism in Eukaryota, Metazoa, Annelida, Polychaeta, Dinophilidae.